CCGCUCUCUGCCUUAUCUCUAUUGCUACAGCGAGGGACGGCCACGCUUAUUUAUAACUAUUUCCGUUUGGAGGCGGGGCUAGGGCGGAGUCAUUCCUUCACUCUGUAGAGGUGACCUGCUGUCAGUGUAGAUCUGCCGGUGUAUAGAAUUCCUGUCAUGGGCUCUGUGGGGGUGAACGUGUUGAGGACGAUGAUGAGAGGGUUGAGUGAAGGGCCCGGAUUUGACCGAGUACUGAAUAAGCUACAACUUGUAUCUGCAAGUCCCGGAAAGCUGGUCUGUGAAAUGAAAGUUGAUGAGGAUCACACAAACCGAGGUGGUACGUUACACGGGGGUCUGACUGCUACCUUGGUGGAUAUGGUUUCCACAAUUGCCUUGUUAAACACAGACCGAGGAGCUCCAGGUGUUAGUGUGGACAUGAAUAUUACGUAUAUGAAUGCUGCUAAAAUUGGGGAAUCAAUACUCAUCACUGCACAGGUUUUGAAGCAAGGAAAAACCUUGGCCUUUGCAACUGUGGAUUUAAUAAAUAAAGAUACUGGGAAAAUAAUUGCACAAGGAAGACACACAAAGCAUCUAGGGAAUUAGAAGUUGAAUAUGUUUUUGUUUAAUAUGCUUAUGCUAU
This is a messenger RNA of Rana temporaria (common frog), 619 nucleotides long. It is a transcript of the gene ACOT13, whose product is annotated as acyl-CoA thioesterase 13. The record is from RefSeq and is a predicted model, not a curated record. The transcript has 3 exons. Lineage: Eukaryota; Metazoa; Chordata; Amphibia; Anura; Ranidae. The coding region runs from base 157 to 582 and encodes 141 amino acids. Gene Ontology annotation, molecular function: fatty acyl-CoA hydrolase activity.